AGCGCGCAUCUCGCAGCUUCCUGCCGAUACCGUCGCGGACUUUUGUCGGAUCAUGGACGAGUUUCGUGCCAACGGCCGAGACUCGCCUCUGGAAGAGCCUCCGGACUUGGUGUCAUUAUCUCCACACCGCCAGCCAGCGCGCCCCGAUUGGGAGCUCCGAGGCGUCCUCUGGUCCCGGUACUGGCAGGUGUGCCGCGACUACAGCGCCACCUACAACAGUGGCGCCACCUACCGCCCGGCCGACCGUGUGUGCGGCGAGUCGGCUCACCACGGCGGCCCGCCGGCGAGCGACGGUCGGCCAGCGAUCAACGGUCGCGGCGAGGGGCUCGCCCGAUCAGCUCUCGGCGAGCGGCCCGACCUCCCGCCGCACCGGCCCCCGCGCGGCGGCAGGUCAGCGGCACGCAAACGCUCCAAGCAGCCCAACCACUGUGUGUUUUGCAAGAACAACAACGAGCUGCCGUGCGUCUACCGCAGCCACAUCCUGAAGGACGACCGGGGGCGCAUCAGCUGCCCCAUACUGCGCGUCUACACCUGCCCCACGUGCGGCGCUAACGGGGACAACGCACACACCGUCAAAUACUGCCCGCGGCGGCCGGCGGAUCUGGGCGGUCGCCAGUCCGCGCCCUCCGCGCCGCCGCCGCCGCCCCAGCGUCUCGGACGGGCCAUCACCAAACGAGGCGGACGCUGAAGGCCUCAGCGCGACACCGGACGGCGCUGAAAGGUCUCGGUGCGACACCGGACGACGUUAAACGCUGUGCCCUUUGCCACGGUGAUUUUUUAAAUAAUUGAUCGUUAGGUCGCGGGCUCAAGAGCUUGCUCGCUUGUCAGGCUGCAUUGUGCAGAACGUUACGAUGUUACGCGCGUCAUGUUCAUCUUUUUGAUAUUUGAGUCACUCAAUCACACCCAGUUUUACGUGUGCCGUUCGGUGUGCCAUUUGCCGAUGUGCUGAAUUCUUCGCUGAGAACUGGUGUGCCACAUUGUUUUCUGAAAAGUUGUACAAUAUGUCGUGGUGCCUAUGACUCUGCAGAUCAUUACGACUGCGCCUCAUGUUCAUUUUUUCAUAUUUAAAUCGCCCGAUCAUAUCGAGUUUUGUCCAAGAUUUGCAUGUUGCAAGGUGUGACAUUGCAAACAGAUGCAUAAAUAAAGAUGUUGUUGAU
Messenger RNA from Amphibalanus amphitrite, 1157 nucleotides. RefSeq lists its product as uncharacterized. The coding region runs from base 53 to 688 and encodes 211 amino acids. The record is from RefSeq and is a predicted model, not a curated record. Gene Ontology annotation, biological process: negative regulation of translation; oogenesis. Lineage: Eukaryota; Metazoa; Arthropoda; Thecostraca; Balanomorpha; Balanidae. The transcript is spliced from 3 exons. Gene Ontology annotation, molecular function: mRNA binding; zinc ion binding. Gene Ontology annotation, cellular component: perinuclear region of cytoplasm.